AUGGACGGUGAUCAUCAUGAGCCUACACAAGAAGAUUCUGAGAAAGCGAUUUCCAAGAACGCAGAACAGCAAGGCUCAAGCCAAGGUAGAUCGUAUGAGUGCAUAUUCUGCAAGAGGGGCUUCUCAAAUGCUCAGGCCCUUGGAGGUCACAUGAACAUCCACCGAAAAGACAAAGCCAAGCUCAAGCAAUCCUCCACAAUUUCAUCGUACUCUGCAAGUUCAACUGUCCAGCCACUGCCGCAGAUGCCAUCGUUGGAUGCUAGGUUCACUGGGAGUUCAGAUACGAGCAAGGUAUCUUGGCCUUGGGUUCAUCGGCGUGAAGGCGAAGAGGAGAGUAUCAAGAAGGAUUAUUAUUCCCAUGUUGGUGGAGUUAGACAAUUACCUUUGUUUUCCGAAAUACCGUCCUCAACAAAGGAUCAUGAUCAAGAACAAAAUAUUCAAACUUCAGGGAGGAAUAAACCAAUACGCAACGGUUCCUCGUGGUCUUCUUCAGAACUAGACCUCGAGCUCAGGCUGGGACUGGAACCUCAAGAACCAAAGACAUCUACUGAUUGUUUUACCACUAUUGUCAGUGAUCUCAUUGGAACCUUAUGCGACCUGGAGUUUCAUAUAGCGUGA
Messenger RNA from Eucalyptus grandis, 618 nucleotides. RefSeq names its product probable transcriptional regulator RABBIT EARS. The transcript has 2 exons. NCBI's taxonomy places the organism in Eukaryota, Viridiplantae, Streptophyta, Magnoliopsida, Myrtales, Myrtaceae. The record is from RefSeq and is a predicted model, not a curated record. Bases 1 to 618 code for a protein of 205 amino acids.